Molecule: messenger RNA, 14152 nt
Organism: Podarcis lilfordi (Lilford's wall lizard)
Lineage: Eukaryota; Metazoa; Chordata; Lepidosauria; Squamata; Lacertidae
Source: the annotation of a GenBank genome assembly
AUGGGAGGAGCUGUGAGUGCAGGAGAAGACAAUGAUGAUUUAAUUGAUAACUUGAAAGAAGCACAAUAUAUUCGUACUGACAGAGUGGAGCAAGCCUUCAGAGCUAUUGAUCGUGGUGACUACUACCUGGAAGGCUAUAGGGACAAUGCAUAUAAAGAUUUGGCUUGGAAGCAUGGAAAUAUACAUUUAUCAGCCCCUUGCAUUUAUUCUGAAGUCAUGGAAGCUUUGAAACUUCAGCCAGGAUUGUCUUUUCUUAAUCUGGGUAGUGGAACCGGCUAUUUAAGCACAAUGGUGGGAUUAAUAUUAGGUAAUACUUUUUUUUAAAAAAAAAUGUUAAUAAUAUAUGUUUUAUGGCAGAUGAAAUUUAUUAAGAAUCUCAGUUUUACAACUGUGUGCAUGCAUAACUGUCAUUUAGCUUCAUAGCACUUUAUAAGGAGGUUUUCCAGAUGAAUUGUACUUAAUGUACAAUUGACUUCAAUGCCUUAAAAUAUUAUUCAGGAAUUUCAAAUGCAACCUCCACCUUUAGCUCUUGAUUCUUCACUUCUUAACUUGUGUUUUAUUUAUGAUUUUGCUAUUUUAGAAAUGAGAGUUGAGUAUUUCACUUGCAUUCUUACUUAGGGCCAAACAACAUGAGAUAAGGGAGAUCUGAGAUUGGAUUUCCAGUGCUUCUAGUUCAAAGAAACUGAGUAGAGCAGUAGGAUUUGGACAUUAAUGCUAGGGAGAAGGGGUCAUAUAACCCAUUAUUUCUGUGCUGUUAGUACCUCUUGUGUUAUACAUUAUGGCAAAUCAUAUCUCAGGGAUAUAGAUCAUAAAAGGAAUGUUAUAUUCCGAGCAUCUCUGUUCUGAUCCAAAUUUGAGAGAUUCUGCAGAUGGUUUAGCCAAAAGUGGAAAUAGAGUCCAGCCAUGAAUCUCUCGCAUUCCAUGCAGUUUUGUUCUGAAUAGUGUGUUUUUUAAAAAGUUAUUAAAACUAUUAAUGAAACUAACAAAUAAUUAAGUCAAUCUUUAAUGACAUGGGGAAAUCCCUGAAAAUUGUUAUUCAUUCUAGAGAAAGCAGGAGUAAGACUGUCAGCUCACGGCUCCCUCUUGUGGGGAAUAAAAUACCUCUUUGCUUAGUGCAGCAUUGACCAAAUUUAUGGGGAUGAAAUUUAUACUUUUUUCUUGAUAGAUUGUUUGAAUUGUUCAUGGCAUGAGAUUCUGUAACUUUAUCCAAGUAAUUAAAUGUUUUGAUACCUUUCCCAAGCAUCUCCUGAACUUUGUACAUAGACACAUGGGUGCAUAUUCUUAUGAGCAGUUCUAGAUGGCAACUCCUCCAGCAACAUGGAAAGUUGAACAGGAAGGUAUCAAACUACUGGCAUGUGUGAAAGUUGGAGCUAUGGUGUGUGGUUUAGCUACUGUUCUGCCUCUGCUGUUCUGCUAGUUUAUUUGCAUUAGCAGUGAUCAGUGCAGGUAUCAACUCAAUUACCAUGUAGCUUGCAUGUGUUAACUGCACUGCUGUAGAGUACCUGAUAUUUGCAGGUGCCUUCUAUGAAAGAUGACAUAAGAGGAAACAGCCAUACUUCAAAUUUCUCUUCUAAAGCAAGUGUCAUAAUUAAACAGCUCUUCUGGUAGAAAUAUUUUGAGCAAGUUAUGUGUUGACAACCUUUCUAAACUGUUCGCUAAACAUGGUCUUCCAGAUCCUUGACCAACACUUGAAUCAAACACUUGGAUAAAGUUACAGGAACUGACACAAUCUCAGUACUUUGAAAGAUACUGUUGUGUGACUGUAGACAUUAUUUCCGGUUAUGUCUGUCUGCAGCUUGGUUUUUACUUGCAUUUCUUCACACUGUCACAGGCAUGUGAAUAGUAGCAACUGGGAAGGAAAAUAUAGUGUGGGAGCCAUCCCAUAAUUAAGCUAUCUCCAAAGGGAGAAUAAAGCUGGUCCUCUCUAGUUAAACAUUUCAAGGUAGUCUGUAUAAAUGAUCACAUCAUUUUUUUCAUCCUAGAUGAAAUAAUUAAAAUCUGUCCAUUAUGAACACAUAUUGCAGCUUUGGGGUUGAAAGCUUUUUUUUAAAUACACUCCCCCCCACACACUUCAUUUUAUGGCCUAGCAGGAACCAUUAGCUCUAAGUUGGAUGCACCAUUUUUACCAACCUGGUCACACGUUCUGAAGCUCAGAGGGGCAUGACCAGGAAUCAGUGUAGUUUCAUCAGGAUCCAAGCAUGAGAGCAGAAAUGCAUAAGGAACAAGCCAAUGAGCCCAGCAGGUGCCAGCCAUGUGACUGGAGAGGGGAAUACUAGAGCUACAGCUGUGCUGAAAUUUCCUUGUUAAACUCUUUCAGCUUAAAACUAGGGUUUUGGAUAGGACAAAGAGUUUCAUUAAACAGUCCCUUCCUUUUCCCUCUCUCUCCCUCUCUCUCUCUCUCUCUCUCUCCCUCCCUCCCCCCCCCUCCCCUCUCCCUCUCUCUUUCUCCUCACAUUUCUUCACUUCCCAAAUACUGUACUGGCUUAAAGUUGCUUAGUGUUCAUAUCAAAUGUCCACCUUCAUAUACAAGGCACUCUUUGAUUUAGCGAGGCUUAAAUUGCUGCCGAUUCUUAAUUUACAGGCCCUUUUGGAAUAAAUCAUGGAAUAGAACUUCAUCCAGAUGUGGUGGAAUAUGCCAAGGAAAAACUGGAGAGCUUCAUAAAAUAUAGUGAUAGUUUUGAUAAGUAAGUAUGUUGUCGGCUUGGCUCAUUUUGUGGCCUUAAACAGUUAUUGUAUGGUGGAAGUAAAACAUACAUAUUUUUCUGGGAUUUUGAAAGGAAACCUAUUCUAUUAAUUAUUGCAGCCACAUAGUAUUUCACACCAGUUUGCAAUACAAUUUUAAAUUGUGAAGUUUUCAAAAUACGGAGAUGGCUACCUGGAUUUUCCAUUAUGACUGGGGGCUUUAUCACAGGGAUGGGAAACUGAGGGCCAAAUGCAUCUUUGCAGGCCCCUCUAUCUAGCCCCCAGGCUGCACUCUCAAGAACUGCUUUUGCCUGGUUGGACUGUUUUCUUGACUUGUAAUAAUGCCUCUUGCUUUCCUGGAUAGAGAGGCAGAGGGGUUUGUGUAGGUAGAAUCCUCUGAACCUUGUGUGGUUGGAAUGUAGCCUGAUAUACAAAGGUAAGAUUCAUAGUUUUGUUCCGCCUACUUUUUGCCUCUAGCUCCCAGAAAGGUUACCCACAAGAGAAUGCAACCGUUGGGCUGAAAAAGCUUAAUCAUGCCUGCUUCACUGCAAUUGCAUUAUCAGUAAUUGUGAACUCUCUUUCAAUGUGUUCUUUUACUGACAUAGAUAAGUCUUUGCUAUAUCUACUGCUGAUUAAGGGGAUCCAUCAAUCCUUUGCCAUAUCUUUCCCCACUCCAGUCCUGUGCUCAGAUUUCUGAGUAUGCUUUUUCACAUAUCAGGAAUAAACUAGAUUGUUAUACUGGAAUACUACUGUGUCUUUAAAUAUAACUGAGCUUCAGAUUGGCUAUAUAACAUAUUUGACAAUUUGAAAAUAUUUUAAAUUGUAGUACCUAUGUGUCAGGGACGCAGGUGGCGUUGUGGUGUAAACCACUGAGCCUUGGGCUUGCCAAUCGGAAGUUUGGCAGUUCGAAUCCCUGUGACGGGGUGAGCUCCCGUUGUUCAGUCCCAGCUCAUGCCAACCUAGCAGUUCAAAAGCACGUCAAAGUGCAAGUAGAUAAAUAGGUACCGCUCCAGCGGAAAGGUAAAUGGCAUUUCCAUGCACUGCUCUGAUUUCGCCAGAAGCAGCAUAGUCAUGCUGGCCAUAUGACCCAGAAAAACUCUCUGUGGACAAAUGCCGGCUCUCUCGGCCUGACAGCGAGAUGAGCGCCUCAACCCCAUAAUCACCUUUGACUGGACUUAACCAUCCAGGGGUCCUUUACCUUUUUUCCUUUUACUAUGCCAAACCAUAGGGCAUGGGUGGUGCUGUGGUCUAAACCACUGAGCCUAGGGCUUGCUGAUCGGAAGGUUGGCAGUUCAUAUCCCCAUGACGGAUUGAGUUCCCGUUGUUCAGUCCCAGCUCCUGCCAACCUUGCAGUUCGAAAGCACAUCAAAGUGCAAGUAAAUAAAUAGGUACUGCUCUGGCGGGAAGGUAAACGGCGUCUCCGUGCGCUGCUCUGGUUUCGCCAGAAGCGGCAUAGUCAUGCUGGCCACAUGACCCGGAAAAACUGUCUGUGGACAAAUGUUGGCUCCCUCGACCAGUAAAACAAGAUGAGCACCGCAACCCCAGAGUCGUACGUGACUGGACUUAACUGUCAGGGGUCCUUUACCUUUUUUUUACCUACUGUAUGUGUCUGUGGUUUUUAAUAUUUUUUGGCUAUUUGUUACUGGUUAGAAUGAAAGUGCUUACACCAUGUAUUUCAGAUUUUGUGUAUUAUGGAACACUAGCUGUUUCAAAAUUGUAUCUUGGCACAUAAAUCAGGUAUGGUUGUAAUUGUUAUCUGGUUGGGCAGUGUGUUAGCAUCUACCUACAGAUGCAUUGUUAAAAUGACUAUUACUGGUCUAUCUUUGGUGGCCAUAAAUUACAUUUCUCACAUGGCUAUUCCCUACGUACACACAGUUGCAAAUCCAUAACACUGUUGUACACCUGCUGCUGGUGGUAUUCUGUCUAAAAGUGCCUAAAAUCUGCUACUAACAAAAUUGCAAUGCCUGCUUUGGCUAAUCCAGCUAGCAUAGUACAGUCAUACCUCGUGUUGCAUUAGGUUCAUGUUGCAUCUUUUCAGCUUGCAAACACGGCAAACCCGGAAGUGUAUACUUCCGGGUUUCACCGCACACACAGAAGCGCUCGAUCGCUCCACACACAUGCGUGGAAGAGGCGCUCUAGUUGCCGACUUUUCAGGGUAAGUUCUGAUACCUCAAUCUGCAUGCAUGUAGGUGGAAAGUGAAAGGAUGAAAUGGAGAAAAUGGCUUUGUGCUUUUUGGUUUUUUAAUUGGCUCGUAUCUGUGCUUGGUGCACCUUCUAGUGACCUUGUGCCUUUCUUCUGCCUUUAUAUAAAUAAUAGUAGCUCUAUCCUCUUGUGGAUUUCACACAUCAGUAUCCUAUGAAUCUAGGCAGAGGUAGCUGAUGUGGUGCACUCCAGGUGUUGAACUACAAUUACCAUCAGCUCCAGUCAACAUGGUCAGUUGUCGGGGAUGAUGGGAGUUGUAGUUUUGAAUAUUUUUUUAUGUAUAGGUGACAAAUGAAGAGUUUGAAGCCCUGCCUCUUUUUCUCUUUUUUAUUCUUCUUUUAUUUUCUAUCUUCUCUUUUUGUUUUUAUUUAGAUUAGCUAGUUACCUUUUUGUAUUGAAAGAAGAUAUUCGGUAGUUGAUAUUAAUAUUUGUAUAUCUUAAUUUAAGCUUUAAUAGAAAAUCUAUUAAAAACAAACAAACUCACUUCUCUGUAGUCAAAAUGCUACCAAGCAUGUACAAGGGGGGAAGCCACCCCAAUGAUAACUAGUCAUGCUCAGUUGGGAUUGAAUGUUAACUGUUGGGAGAUCAAGUUAGAAAAAAGUGAGGGUGGUAAUGGGAGUGGAGUGGCUGGAAACCUGAACAGGAGCACUCCAUGCUUCAAUACCUUGUUUCAGAUUCUCCUUGUCACAGCUGAAAAGGUAAAGGGGCCCCUGACCAUUAGGUCCAGUCGUGGCCGACUCUGGGAUUGCAGUGCUCAUCUUGCUUUAUUGGCUGAGGGAGCCAGCGUACAGCUUCCGGGUCAUGUGGCCAGCAUGACUAAGCCGCUUCUGGCGAACCAGAGCAGCACACGGAAACGGCGUUUACCUUCCCGCCGGAGCGGUACCUAUUUAUCUACUUGCGCUUUGAGGUGCUUUCGAACUGCUAGGUUGGCAGGAGCAGGGACCGAGCAACAGGAGCUCACUCCGUCACGGGGAUUCAAACCACCAACCUUCUGAUCGGCAAGUCCUUAGCUCUGUGGUUUAACCCACAGCGCCACCCGCAUCCCCUUGUCACAGCUAAAAAGAGUUAAAAGAUUAGAAGUGGCAAAACAGAACUAAUAAUAAUAAUAAUAAUAGGAACAACAAGUAAAACAAGAUCCAGAGACAGUAUCAUCAAAAUUCUUAGAUAUAUUUUUUAACCCCACAGCAGAUUAAAAACUAAGAGAGGUUGACACUGCCCAACUUUCUUUUUAAAAAUGAAUAUUUUUUGCCAUAUAUUGACAGAUCAUUAAAGAAGGGGGCAAGUCAGGAUUUCUUUAUGUCCAAUUAUUGGAAAAGUUGUUCUGAAGAGUGGAACUGCAGAGUUCUCACUGACUCAGUGCAUAUAAUUAGGGAAUGUUUUCAAUGUGAACUAUGUUAUGAAUUCAUAUAAAGGGAUCUUGUCAACUAAAGGCAAUGUGUAUAUAUUUGAAUUUGAAUUUAUAUGUAAGUAAAACACAUUCAGAGAUUUAAGUCCAGUGAAAUGAAUGAAAGUUAAAAUGUGCAGCUGUAACUGAAAUUUGGCUAUAAUAAAUGUAGAUGUAUUGUGUUCAUGGUAAAUCUAAGUACUGUAUACCAUCAAGAUAAUGCAAUUGCAGUAAGUGCUAUUCAUUACAAUAAACUGUCCAUACCGCUGAAUUCCCAUUAGUUUUCAAAUUUCUCUGAUUUGCCAAAGGACAACUAAAAAGUGCAAUUUUAAGUGCAAUUUAGUGUUUUUCUAUAAUGGUAUCUAUAAAAACAUGAAAUGUUUGUUUUAUCCACAGAUUUGAAUUUUGUGAACCUGCCUUCGUAGUUGGCAACUGCUUGCAAAUCUCAUCAGAUAGUCAUCAAUAUGACCGGAUUUACUGCGGAGCUGGUGUACAAAAAGACCAUGAGAACUACAUGAAAAUAUUAUUGAAAAUUGGAGGCAUUCUAGUUAUGCCUAUUGAAGAUCAGGUGAUUGAGUAUGUUUGUCAUGUGUGUUUAGUUGUAACAGAUAAAAAGUAGUUCUCUUGUGUGUGGACUCGUAAUGACUUUCUUAAUGUCAGUUGCCUCAGUACAGUGAAUACAAAGGUAUUUUGUAAACCUUAAAGCAGAGAAUAGCAACAUCUAAACAAUAGACCACAUAAUCUCACUCUUCUCUUUCCUUUGACUGCCAGAGAUCCCAGUUGUGCACAUUAUAGCUAAUUAGGACCAUCCCUGGCCUUUAGUCAAUUUUUUUCUGACAGAGCCCUCCUCUGGUUUUGUUGUGCCACAAAAACUGAGUGGCCAAUUCAUGGGUUCAUGACAACAAAAAGCUUUUAUGUACAGGAGUCCUCUAUCCUACCUUCAGACAAGCUAUCUGUCCAUGCUCUUAAAUUAACAUUGUUAUCAAGGCAUCAUCAUUCUGCAGUUCAGCCUGUUUAAGAAUGCACUUUGAUUAGUGACUGUUACCCUUUCAGUGCUACUACUGCUAUUUAUAGUUUUAUGUUCAGCAUUGUUCAGUUAAUCUCUUAAACUGAGCUUUAGCUAGCUAUGGUAAUGUUAUCAAAAUAGCAUACCUUUGACUUCCCUUUGACUGGAUCCCAUACUGCUUUGCUAAUGUUUGAAUAAAGCAAUUGCUCAAGACAUGCAGAUCAUCCGAUAAGUCUUGCAUGAUUUCAUUAUUCAUUUGUUAGCAGGAGUACCAAGGGAUCUAGCCAACAGGUAAGUGCACUCAACCGUAAUUCAGAAAUUGGUCCUUUAAAAAUCCAGACAAAUUAGAAACUAUGGACUCAGAGUGAAUAUAUGUUUUAAAGCACAGUGUAAUGCUCAGUGACCAGCAAACUGGGACAUUUCUUUCUCUUUCCUUUUCAGUCAAGGACAGAAUGUUUUGAAAAGCAUGAAACGUUUAGUGAUACAAUAAUACUUAGUACUUAUUUUUCAUUCAUAGAUAUCAAAGGGCUUUUCUACGGUGAGUAUAAUUAUCUCCAUUUUACAGAUGGGGAUGUGUAGGUACACUGAUACAUGACUUGCUCAAGCUGACAGUAUCCCUAAGAAGCCUGCCUUGCUCAAUAAGUUACCAAAUACCUUUAGAAUAAGAAUGCUCAUCAAUUAAAUAUUAUAUAACAACUUUAUAAUUUCUCCUCAAUACACAAAACAGCUCAUUCUACUACUCUAUUUUAAGGAAGCAUGGAUGCUUUUUGAAUUGAGAGGUUUACAUCAUACCACUCUUGUUCAGUAAUCACUGAUAGCUAUCCAUUAAGGAAAAACAACACUGGACUGAAGCAAAGGCUUUCAAAAUAAAUAGUUGUAUUGCUGAUCUGCCCAGAGGAUUGCAAGCUUAAUAUGUUUGCAGGGAAAAUUGGACAGGUAAUGAUGACUUAACAGAUCUUUAAUAUAUAAAGUAUUGAGGAAUUUUAAAACCAAUCAUGAAAACUGCUGUAAUUAUGUCUUCUAAUUCCAUCCUUGGAAAACACCAAAGGAGGGCCUCUUAAGCAAAUUUGUGCGCUCUCAGCAAUGUGAACACUUAUCCUUUUCCCCCCAUCAGAUAUACACAACUAGUUUUAAUUAUGCAUCUUUAAUUUCUGGAUAUUGUGCAUAUUAAUAUAUGUAUUUAAAUACUCAUUGUCCUGGGCAAUUCAUGGAUUUGCAUGCAUCAGAUUUCAGUCAAUGAUAUAAUUGUACUAAAACAUUCCAAAAGUAGCUGAGUUUUCUUUGUUUACAUCAACCCUACAAAUUAAUGUAGACCUGCAACCCUUUUUAAAGUUAGCAAGAAUACACAAAGUGUUUCUAAAAGUAAACUGGGAAUUAUGUGAAAUAUGUUUGAAUGUAACAGAAUAAAUGUAGGCUCCCUGUUCCGCCAGUUAAAAAUAUGUUCUCUUCAUUUUCUCAAGGUGAGAAGUACUAGACAGUGACUUAGUUUGGAUAAUCAUUUCCAGGCUUAUUAAGAUGAAAAAUGAACAAGCCGUAUGCCUCCACAUAGUCACUGCAGGCACAAGCAAUCAGACCAGGAGGCAUCUAAUUAAUCCAAGUUCUUUGAGUAGUCUCUGUGGAGCCACAUAUGGGUUCUGUACCUCUCCACAGAGCUUCUUUUGAGAAGACUCUAUAGCUAGGCUCUAGUUUUAGCAUGUGCCCUCCUCCCCCAUGCAUAUAUUAAGGGGCAUGAUUCCCUCUCCUCCACUUUCUUUCAUGUCACAGGACACACCUCAUAUGAAAUCUUUUGAAGACUUGAUAACGUAAGUAGAUUCCCCCACUCCCCAAUACUAUUAUUUCACAAAUGCGGGUAGAGAUGCCCUCAGAAUCACCCUUCCCAGAGGUUUCAAUGCUUUUCCUCCUCGCUAGUCAGUUUCCGGUUUGGCCUGCACCAAAGCUGUCUAACCCCUUGCAUCUCUUGUCAUCCUGCUCAGCCUUGCUAUCUUAUUGUUGUGUGUAGUGUUUCUCUGUGUUUAUGAGUCUCUUCCUUAUUUUUUCAUCUGUUUAAAGUAAAAAAAAAAGUUCCUUUUAUUCUGAGGUUCAUUUUAUGCUUUUCUAUAUGCUACAGUCAUUUGUUUUCCAUUUUUCUAGUUUUCUUUUUUCCUUUUGUAUUGACUAUUCUUUUGGUGUGACCACUUUGUCACUGGGCUUCAGCCCUUCUAAGGUCCACCCCCCCCCAAAAGUGUAAAACCUGUGGUCAAUGACACCAAGACAUUGCUGCUUCAGCUAUUCUGAUGACAGCCUUCAGGCAUGCCAGUGCCAUUAAAAAGAGAAGGGAGCUCCUCUUUAAAUACCUCAUUGCAGAUUCCCACAUACAGAACUGCCUAUAUCAGCGGCAAUCGCAGCAGAAGGGUAGCCAACGUGGUGCCCUCCAGGUGUUGCUUGACUCGAACACUCAUCAGCCCCAACCAGCACUGCCCCAGAUCUACAGUUACUAUCUUGCCACCACCUCUAUAUCAGGGAUGAGAAAUGCCUCAAUCAGCUGGUGUGAAUCUCAGCUGAUUUAUCUGCUGACGAUUUACAGCAGUAUGGAAAGCCUCAGUGAUGGGAUUGUAAUUGUCUAACUUACAAUGCAGAGUCUCUGCUGCCAUUGCUUCAUUACUGAGUGCUGAGGUCUUAUCCCAGCUGGCUGCACCACAGGCAACUAUCUUGUUAUUAUUUGAGGGUGAUAAAGGAAUUGGUGCCAGCAGCUUUCUCCCACGCUUUUCCCCACACUUCUCGCUUAGUAUGGAAGAUUGUUUUUCCUUCAGGAUCAAAGCUAUGUUGUUGCAUUGGUCUCAGCAGACUUUUCCCACAGUAACUCAACUGCCAUAGAUACCAUAUCAAAGCUGAAGAGUCUCAAUGCCACUAUCUAUCCCUGCUGCAUUUUUCAGUGGGGGCUUUACUGUUACUGCCUUUGACUCAGGAGUGAAGAAUCCUUGAUAUCAAUGUCACUCCCAACUUCUUUUUAUUUUGCUUUCCUCUUUUCAAUGAUAGCUUCACUUGGUAUUGACACUGAAGGAAUCAUUGAGCAUUCAUUAGGUUUCCUUUCAUCUAGCUGCAGCAGCCCUUGAAGUGUUUGGUAGUGGCAGCAUCUGUGCAUUGCACAUAGCAUUAACUUUUCACGUCACCAACAUUUGGGGCAAAGAGGUUUUUCUUUGUUCUUCCACAAAUGGCAUCUUUCAAGAUCGGUGUCUCGUUGCUAGAACAUAUAAUCAACUAUUAGAUAACAGUUGUAGGUGUAGAGAUGACUGAUUAACUACUGUUUGGACCAGAAGUCCAGAUUCACUUCCUACAGACUUCCUCAGGACCAAGAACCACUGCUUUAUGUAAGGAGGGCCAUUAAUAUGUCUGCUACCCUUUGUACAGGGAAGUUUAGUAAUGGUAUAGACUUUCAGCACCAACUGUGCACAUUGAGCAGCAGUCUGGGAUUCAGAGAAAUGUUGAAAACAGAACACUUUUCCUAGGGAGUUGCACCAUUGAGCCCUCUAGCCUCCACUUCUGUGUGACAGGGAUUUGUUGGUGGCAUCUUCUUCACUUCUGUGGUCCCUUUUCAGGUGGCAGUAUGCACUCAUGAUAGCUAACCCUUGCACAACAACUCCCCUUCUUCCCAUGGGUAGUCUUUCUUGGAUUGACCCUCACCACCUAAUAUUCAUCCUAGUUUUCUCAGUCCAGGAAAAAAGGAAAUGAUUUCAUGCCUUGGUAAUUUGCCAGACUGUGUUUCUAACUGGCCAGCAUCAGACCAGCUUUAGUUUUUAUCUGCCGUAGCCACUGCUCAGCUUGUGCUCACAGUGUGUUUUUCUGUAUUUUAAAUUUGUUGCCACCUUGCAACAGUCCUGUUCUGGAGUGGGUUUAUUAGCACUCCAUGAGGGUUGUUGUUGCUGUUCCUCAUUUUUCUUAGAAGAGUCUCAUUAGUUGCAACCCUUGACUCAACAGUCUCUAGGUAGGUGCCUCCGUCCAACAGGCCUUGCUCAACUUGUUUUUUGUGCCUGCCCCUACCUUCAGGAACAGCUUAUUACUCUACCCAUGUGUGUAGCUGUGCAAAGACUACAAAGGAAAUGGACAUGUUGCUUUCCUGUAACCAUAAUUCUUGAGAGUGAAAAUAUGUGUGGACACGCAGCCUGUCCUUUCCAUCUUCAGGGGUUAGUGUCUUUUGGAAUUUUUAGAUUGUUCAAUUUUGGGCCUCUGUGUUGUUCAAAAAUUUGAACUGUGCACAUAGAUGGUGGUAGUGCAGUAUCCACCAAAACUCAAGCCUAGCUGUAGAAUCUUCCAGAAAGACACUUUGCACAGGUGCAAAACCCGUAUGUGUGUGUGCAAAGAUGACUACACAAUGAGCUAAAGGUACAGGUAAGCAACCAGCACUUCUCAUUUCAUCGCACCAAGAAAUUAGAGUUGCCAACUUCAGAGCAAUAUUUUAAAUAAUGGUUUAAGUUAGUUAGUAUCCUCGGUGGUUUGAAAGAUGGUAACCAUAGUUUCUCAGUUCAGCUGAUGUAGGAAGUUAUGGUUAAUUAGAGACUUCUGGUCUGAUUGCUAUAGGAGCGCAGAGCACUGUUAGAAACUGAGAUACGAAAGCUAGGAGAUAAUGGCACUUUAAGCCUAGGUUAUGGGUGCAAAAACGGAAUGUUUAGGACUUUUUUUAAAAAAAUAGUGAGAAUACAAAGCUGAAAAUGAAUGAACUGCAGCUAAAAUAUUAUAUUUGUUUUUCACUUGGUCUAGUCCUUCCCCUGCCCACCCUCCUAAUAUUCUUAAGAAGAUCUCUUUUCCAAUCUUCAGAGAGUACCUGGAAAUGGGGAGGCAGAAAAAGGUUCCCCUUUCCUUCCACUCUACAGUUUUAAUCUGAAAUCAUAGGUACAGUACUGCAGCCAGAGCUCAGAAACUGCUUGCACUAAUGAAAUUCCCUGUCGCAAAAUGCGCCUAGAACAAUGGGAGUUUUGAACACUGGCACAGGGAAUGGCAUGCAGGAACAUAAAAGUCAUAUCUCAGUUUAUUUAACCAAUAUAUGACUGUCCAAAUGUGGUUAGUGAUCUCAAAUGUAACAAUGAACUUUGACUUUAUUGUUGCAUGAAGAAUCCAGUGCAGGUGUUGGACUCGCAUACUCUUCCUUCCUCCUUUGAGGUUGCCAUGAGGGGUUUGGAUAUUUCCACUUCCAUUUUCAAUUAAGCACAGUUUAAUAUUAUGUCUGAACUCCAGACUCUGAUUAAUUUUAACUGUGGCUUAUUGAAACCAGCUAAGGUUGUUUCAGUAAUCAUAUUCAAGACUAACAGUUUGUUCAGGUUCAGUCAAAAAGAUAAACUGUGCUUAAUAAAAUGCAAGGAAAAGCUUCUGAUCUCACAGCUACGCUGACUGAGGAAGCAUGUGAUUCUGAUGCUUAGCCUUGUGAUGGUAAAGCUGUAGUUAUGUCAGAGCAAGGCCGGCAUAUGAGAAUUGGACAGGUGUAGAUGAAGUCAUGUAUUUAACUGUUUUGUGUCUGAAACUUAAAUGAUUCCAUGCAGCUAACCCAAAUACAAAGAACUGGACAAAAUACUUGGGAAAGCAAAAACAUCCUUGCUGUUUCAUUUGCUCCACUUGUGCAGCCAAGCAAGAGUGACAGCAGCAAAAAUGAUACUGUGGGACUUCGUAAGUACCAUUUAACUCUAGUCUUUCCUUUGGGGCGCAGCUACUGAUGAUACUUACAUAAAUAUUCUUAAAGUUAUAUUAGAAUGUAUUGCAUCAGAACUCAGGCUUUUGGUGUUUCUCACUUCAGACAAACCAUGAGCUGUAAUCAACGGUUUUUCUUGGUCUACCACCCAUGAUUUGUCUGGCGGAGACAAACCAUGAGCCCAAGUUCAUAUGUAACAUUGAACCAAACCUUAGCCCUGGAUAGCAUGGCAGCUGCAGAAUUGUGGGAAGAGUGUAGUGGCUUCAAUCUUCACACCAUGAACCUGCAUGUUCGUCAUUAUUUGACCUAGCAUUACCUAUGAAGUGAGCUACAUUCUGUUUAACAUGAUCUGGUUUAAAAAUAUGUGGCUAGGGGCACCUAUUUGAAGGAACUACAUAAUAACUCUAUGGCCCCACUCUUUUGAUAGAAUUCUCUUGUAAUCUAUCAAAUUUUGGGCAAGAUAGUCAUGAAAAAGUGACAUGAUAUUAUUACCCACCCACCCUCAAUAAAUGGGCAGGGCAAACCUCAUGCCAUAUCAACAAAGUGUUCUUGACUGUCCAGUUCAAACCUGCAGCAUGAGUCAGUGUGACUACUGCUCAAGGAAGAAUAAGUCUAAAACUCUGUUGGUUCUGUAUAACUAGUUGCCUUUAACUGGAUACUGGCCAACAUAACUGAUCUUUUGGCAUUGAAAGCAUUCUAGUUGUCAUCCAUUUCAUAGUAUAUUAUUUUUACCUUUACUUCUUUCAAAGGUUAUUUCCUUUACCUAGUUAAAAGUUUCACCAUCGAUUUGCAGUACUGCUCUUAGAUAACUUGACCUAGAGAGCAAUCUUAAUUUUCUCUUUCUUUUCAGCCCCCUGUGCUGUUAGGAAUCUACAGGACUUGGCUCGGAUCUACAUUAGGCGCACUCUUAGAAACUAUAUAAAUGAUGAGUUGCAAGCCAAGGGUAUUAUUCCGAAACCUCCACCCAAACGCAAACGCAGACGGUGCCGUAGGCGCAGGAUUAACACCUAUGUGUUUGUAGGCAAUCAGCUCAUUCCUCAGCCUCUAGAUAGUGAAGAAGAUGAAAAGAUGGAAGAAGACAACAAAGAAGAGGAUGAGAAAGAUCACAGUGAAGCCUUGAAGCCAGAAGAACCCCCAAUAAAUUUAUUGCGGGAAAGAAUUAUGAGUCUACCACUUCCUGAAUCUCUAAAAUCGUACUUGACAUACUAUAGAGAAAAAUAA